UAAAAGCCGCGGGUGGCAGUAGCGGGACAGAGCGCUCCCAGCCUGAGAGCCACCAGCUACCAGCAGCACCAGCAGCACCAGCAGCACCAGCAGCACCAGCAGCAGCGAUGCUUUGCCGAAUGCACCUCGCACCAUUCGCCUCCAGCUCCCUGGCCAGCCGGCUGGGCACGGUGAGGACCCUCUGGCCCCACGCAGAGACCAUCUUCACCGAGCUGCAGCAGGAGAUGGAGAAAGCUCGGGAGUUCAUGAGCAGCUUCGAGCAGCUCCUGAGCAGCCAAGGAGCCACCGCCAUGGAGAGAGCCCCGAGCACCAGCACCAGCCCAGCCCUGACCCAGGGCUCCGGCGAGGGCUUCUCCGUCUGCCAGGACGUCAAGAACUUUGCUCCCGAGCAGCUGUCGGUGAAGGUGGUGGGCAGGAAGGUGGUGCUGGUGGGGCAGAAGGAGACGCAGAACGUCGAUGAGAAGGGCUCCUUCUCCUACAAGUACGAGGUGCUGAAGCGGGAGUGGGACGUGCCCGAGGAGGUGGACGCCGAGGCGCUGACGUGCUCCCUGUCCAAGGAGGGGCAGCUCCGCAUCGAGGCCCCCCGGCUGGCCCUGCCGGCCGCCCCCGAGAGGAACGUGCCCAUCCAGGUCAGCCCUGCAGCCCCACAGCCCGGACCAGCCUCCGAGGACGGAGCCACCAACAAAGCCCAGGUGUAAUGGGAGGGGAACCAAUGGCCUGCGGCAGGACCGGAGCAGACAGCAGCAAGUCUCGGGUUUUAGCCCUGACAAGCUCCAUCAUCAAUGAUAUAAUUUUUUUCACUAUACUGGAAUGUUUUUGUAUCCAAUAAAAUACUUUUGCAU
Molecule: messenger RNA, 842 nt
Organism: Tyto alba (common barn owl)
Lineage: Eukaryota; Metazoa; Chordata; Aves; Strigiformes; Tytonidae
Product: heat shock protein beta-11-like
Exons: 1
Coding region: 108-698 (196 amino acids)
Biological process (GO): protein refolding; response to heat
Molecular function (GO): protein folding chaperone
Source: RefSeq, a predicted model, not a curated record